AUGGAUUUUCCUUACAGUCUACCACUACUCCUAAGAAAGCAAAUAAAGGUAUUGAAAGUGCAUUACAGAAAAUAUAAGUUGCUCCGUGGGAGGCUUUUGGUUUGGUGUUUGAACCCUUUGAAUGUAGUCCUGAGCUUAGUAUUUAUUGGAGUCCCGGAAGGACAUUCGAGGCUGACAAGACCUGCGUGGUGGAGUCUGGCGGGGCAAGUGGAUAGUCAAAUCGGCAUUUGGGAUUGUGAAGCAUGGUGGUCUGGGGUUGAGAAGCAUGGUGGUGUGACCCCCAUAAAUCUCGGCAAAUCUCGGCCACCACCCUGA
Molecule: messenger RNA, 315 nt
Organism: Prunus armeniaca (apricot)
Lineage: Eukaryota; Viridiplantae; Streptophyta; Magnoliopsida; Rosales; Rosaceae
Source: the annotation of a GenBank genome assembly